Molecule: messenger RNA, 489 nt
Organism: Capronia coronata CBS 617.96
Lineage: Eukaryota; Fungi; Ascomycota; Eurotiomycetes; Chaetothyriales; Herpotrichiellaceae
Exons: 2
Coding region: 1-489 (162 amino acids)
Cellular component (GO): membrane
Source: RefSeq, a predicted model, not a curated record
AUGUUCUCAGUCGGAAUCACCGUCCCCAAACUCCUGCCCGUGACAGGAACAUUCGCUCCAGCCUUCGGAGCGUAUUUUGUCCUUCUCGCACUCCGCGUCAGCCUUGUUCGCCAGUCGACCCACAUAGUUAUAGGCGACCAAGGCUCUUCAUCAGACAAGGCCGCGGCAUCCGAUGCCAAACCGCCGUCUACCGCUGGCGGCGGCAACAACCUGUUGAUAGCAGCGCGUUCGCAUGCCAAUUUCGCCGAGAACGUGCCGUUCGCGCUCCUCGUGGCAUCGUUUGUCGAGAUGAACGGGGGCGAUCGACGUGCCUUGACGGCGUCGCUGGCGGCGUUGCUGUUCCUGAGAAUCGCCCAUGUGGAAUUCGGCAUGAAGGCCAAGGACUCGUUGGGCUGGGGAAGACCGGUCGGAUCGCUGGGAACUCUGGCCUUUAUCGGUGGCAUGAGCUCGUAUGCGGCUUGGUUGGUCAAGAGUUACUGGGGGCUUUGA